Molecule: messenger RNA, 990 nt
Organism: Cuscuta epithymum
Lineage: Eukaryota; Viridiplantae; Streptophyta; Magnoliopsida; Solanales; Convolvulaceae
Source: the annotation of a GenBank genome assembly
GAUCCAUCUUUUUUAGAUACUAAAGUUAUAAAGCCAUAUAUUUUUCUUAUAUGUAUCCUUCUCCUUCACACUUCACACAAAACCUCCAAAACAAGAAAGCAAUUCUACUCUGAUGAGCUGCAAAAAGAAUUAAUGGUGAAGAGCAUCGUAGAGCAGAAGAAGGUGACCAAGUCUUCCGGCCCCGGCGUGGUGGCGGCGGCGGCGAUGAUAAAGAAGAAGUUCAAAGGCGUGAGGAUGAGAAGCUGGGGAUCUUGGGUAUCGGAGAUCCGAGCUCCGAAUCAGAAGGCGCGGAUAUGGCUCGGCUCACAUUCCUCCCCGGAAUCCGCCGCCAGAGCCUACGACGCCGCACUCCUAUGCCUCAGAGGCGCCGCCGCUUCCGCCACUCUCAACUUCCCUCUCCGCCUCGCCUCCUACUACAUUCCGCCUUCCGACGCCGUCUUGUCGCCGAAAUCCAUCCAGCGCAUCGCCGCCGCCGCCGCCGCCGCCGCCGGACCUAUCCCCACACCGCCUCCCGCGUUUCCCCCUUCUUGCUCCGGCGAGUCUCCUCCGCUUUGGGAAGCCGCCAGCUUUGAAGACGGCGGCGCGGCUCCUGAUAACCCGGCUCCGGCGGCUAUAAUGGCGUGUAGCUGGUACAACCUCGACUCCCCAAAGUACAUGUUUAUGAACGAGGGUUUGCUUGACCCACCGGAGCUGGUUGACCAUCUGAACGAAGAUUUUGGAGACAUUCGGCUAUGGAGCUUCAACUGAUGAUACUACAUCAAUUCAUUUUUUUUUAUCAGUUACUACGUACUACGUAUUAUUUAUUUAUUUAUUUAUUUAUUUUGACAGUAUCAGUUAUUAUUUAUUUUAUACUACGUACAAGAAGAAAUCUAAAUUGGAUUCAAUACCAAGAAGUUGAAUAAUUCUUCAACUUUGGGGACACCAAAAUGCAUUUGGAUAAAUGGUACACGAAGUUACGGCCAAAUAAGUUAAAUGGCCUUAUUCAUACUA